Molecule: messenger RNA, 644 nt
Organism: Aplosporella prunicola CBS 121167
Lineage: Eukaryota; Fungi; Ascomycota; Dothideomycetes; Botryosphaeriales; Aplosporellaceae
Exons: 2
Source: RefSeq, a predicted model, not a curated record
AAAAAAAAAGCCAUCAUUCCAUGAACAACACAGUUGGCCGACAAGAAAAAGCCAAAACAGACUGGUAGCACACACGCCGCAGCCCAGACAACCACCCACCCACACCGUCACACGCUCAUUUCCCCUCGCUCCCUCUCACACGCACCCCAAACAAAGCCAACCCCCAACCCAAACCAAACCCAGCUCAGCAAGCAGCAAGGCCAACUCCCGAGCUUCCCGCGCCCACGCAACAGCGCACGCAGCCUACCCAAUCCGUGCCAUUGCCGAGCCCGGCCGCGCAUCCACGCCCCCACGCCAACCAGACAAGCAAGCAUCCCUAACAUACAUACAUACGUACGUACAUACAUACGAUCGAUACUCGUACAUUACCUAGCUAGCUAUAGCCUCCCUCGUACCUAGCAUACGCCCCUCCGUACGUGGACGGACGGACGUACAGUACCUACACGCAUUCCCCCCCGUCUGGCCAUCCCGUCCGUGCCAUACGCAGGCCGUCCUCCACCGUGGACCUUCUCCAUAGAUACACACACACCUACCGCACGCACCGCACGCACCGCCAGCCGCCGAAACCAGCAGCGCCAGCAGCCCGCCCAAUGGCCACCGCCCGCCGCUGCCGCCGCCAAGCCCUUGCCGUAAAGCAAACCUAG